UUCCUGGGCCUUCACCCGCACGAGUCUGGUUCUGGGCGUCGCUUUCGGCGUUGCUUAGGCGUUGUGCAGGCCGUGGCAGCGAGACGUAGCCUGCGGAGGUCUGGGUUGGACUCGUGGGAGCUGCAGCAUCCAGGGGACAACAUGCCAACUGCCAAGCAGCUAGCUGACAUUGGCUACAAGACCUUUUCUACCUCCAUGAUGCUUCUCACUGUGUAUGGGGGCUACCUCUGCAGUGUCCGAGCUUACCGCUACUUCCAGCUGCGCAGUGCCCGGCGCCAGGCUGCGGAAGAACAGAAGACCUCAGGAGUCCUAUAGAGCUGGAGGCACUUUUACUCUUGAACACAGAGGCCUGAGGCUUGCUUUGGAAAGAACUUUCCUAUAAUCAUUUUCAGAUUGAGAGGACUAGAGCCCUGAUGGUUUUCAGUCUCUGCUGAAGAAAGUACCCAUGAUUUCUCUAGUACUGACAGUUUGACAGUUGUGGUGGAGGCUAUUGAAUCAUAAUAGGAAUGUAAGAGUGAAGUAUAUCCACAGAAUUAAAUAUGUUGUCAUAUCUGUGUCUUGGCAUUUUUGUUUACCCAAAUAAAUGUAUGGACCACA
Messenger RNA from Ictidomys tridecemlineatus (thirteen-lined ground squirrel), 597 nucleotides. RefSeq names its product cytochrome c oxidase assembly factor COX14 (gene Cox14). Lineage: Eukaryota; Metazoa; Chordata; Mammalia; Rodentia; Sciuridae. Gene Ontology annotation, biological process: mitochondrial respiratory chain complex IV assembly. Gene Ontology annotation, cellular component: mitochondrion. The record is from RefSeq and is a predicted model, not a curated record.